Molecule: messenger RNA, 17030 nt
Organism: Podarcis lilfordi (Lilford's wall lizard)
Lineage: Eukaryota; Metazoa; Chordata; Lepidosauria; Squamata; Lacertidae
Source: the annotation of a GenBank genome assembly
CCACCACCCUCCCCCUGCAGAUCUGGGACCACAGCACCUUUGCCUUUGCUGUUGCUGUGCCUCAGCACCCACCGUAAGGAGAUAAAAUAGUCUCAAAGAUGCUUUGGAGGGAAGCAUGCUUUAAAUGCAUGGUGUGUACAUACCGUAUUUUUCGCUCCAUAGGGCGCACCGGACCAUAGGACGCACCGACCCCUCUCGCUCUCCAGGCUUCAGCGAAAGCCUGCAUUCACUCCAUAGGACACACACACAUUUCCCCUUCAUUUUUGGAUGGGGAAAAGUGCGUCCUAUAGAGUGAAAAAUACGGUAGUUAUGUCGCAGGGAAAAAACAAAAGCAGUUGUGAUGACUUAUAUGAAAGAUGUCAAAUUCCACAUUAGGGCCGUACUAUGCUAGGCCAGUCAAAAUGUUCCGAAAGGGUAUGCAAGCUUUCCAGUUCUCUGGAAGACUUCAUUGGGUUGAUGGUAAACAAAACAAGGUUGGUUUUGGACUAAGACUCUUAGUUUUUGCUAAAGAUGGAGCUUCUAACACGAUUAUUUAUUUUUAUUAUUUUUACAGUGAGGGGAGGGAGUCCCCUAAUUUCCUGGAUUUAGUGAAAGUUUGAAUUAAUUAAGGUUUGAUUCAACUUCGCCAAACACAGAAACCCCAGGAUUUAGUUAUGCUAAAUGAAGGGCAGUAUACUAGUACUACUACUACUACUACUAAUAGUAAUAAUGACGCUGGGGGUCUCAAGAGUUACCCUGAGCUUAUUUACUGAGUUGCUUCCAGUCCAGCCUCAGAACGCCAAGGCUGCAGUCCUGAACCCACUUUCCUGGCUGGGAGUGAUCACUCUCAAGGCUCAUCUGGAGCCAUGCCUAGAUAAAUCCAGAACUGCAUUGCCAAUCACAUUUGGGACAAGGAGACAGGCUGAAAGUGAAUGGUGCCCAAUGGCCAUUGAAAGGCAUUGGUGCCCUUUUGGUUGGCUACAGGUAAACAUCGCAUUUCAGGAUGUGUGCGGCUCAGAGAAAUUGGGGUUGCCCAGAGGACGGGCUUUAGGGGCCUUCCACAAGCAGCCAGGCAAGAAAGAGCUGAACAAAAUAACUAUUUAUAGACUAAUACAAUCUUUCUCACAUUAAUUCUUACAAGUCUGGCUGAUGAAGAAUUGAUCAAGAUUGGCUGAUGAAGCAUUUAACGAAACAGAUUGGUUAUCCGGAAACUGUUCCGGCGAUAUUUGGUGACAGAUUAUGUAUAUAUCAAACUUUUGAAUUAUUCUACCGCGACUGGUGAAGAAGAUUUAGAGACUUUGGUUGCAAUUUCUGAUCAUUUGUAUUAGUCUAUAAAUAGUGUUGAGUGCCAUUGUUAUUGGCCAUCGUGUUGUGUUAUUUUGUUCGGCUCAUUCAGGCAAGAAAGCGUUAGCAUUGGGAUGGCAGGUGGCCUACAUUAGGGUGGGUCUGGAUCCUGCACCUCGAUCCUCCAGCCUCUCAGUUAAAGCACACCCUGACGAGUGACUUUUUGGGAUGGCUAUAAGAACUGCAUUAGGAUGGCUUGAAUCCUGAGCCAUGAUAAAGUUUAGACUUUAAAAACUAAAUAUAUUUUUGUGUUGCUUUCUAAUGGCUGUUUGGGCAGGUAAUAUUUUGUGUGUUUGUAGAUGGUUCCUAAAAUCCACUGUGUCUCUGGCUGGUGAGCUUAUGGGUCCAACAAUAGCUGCUUCUAGGAUCUUUUCCUUCUCUUCAGGGAAAUAAUCCGGGUUGCCCUAUCUGGCAGUUUAACAGUCCAGUUCUAUUUUUAAAAAAAUUCCACUCCCUCCUGAUUGAUUAACACUCCAUGAGCUCUGAUUGGCUUCUACGGUAUCCAAUAGGACAACCCAUGGUCUGUCAGCGGUGGUCGGGUCCAGAGGCAAUAGUGAGUGGGGCAACAAAUGUCAGUUCUGCCUUUGUGCAGUAGGCUAGUAGGCAUUCACACACCGCAUCAUGUGCCUGUAGAGAAAGGCUAGAAACGACACAAAUAUAAAUGAACAAGUUGGACUUGCAGCAAAAUGUUAACAUGUGGUGUGUGCCAGUGUUCCAACCAGCCACCCAGCCAUGGCCUCUCUCAGAAUAUCCCAUUCUGUCUCUCCCCCCGCCCAACCCAGUUUCCUAGGAUUUUCCCCUCCAACACUCAGUCAGCAUUCUGUGGCUCAGUCCUUUUCCAGGGGAUUUAAAAACAUUUUUUUGCACUUCUGCAAACCUUGCUUUUCCUUGCUCACACCUCCCUCUUGUGUGGAAAUGUUGUCAUUUUAGUUUGGAAGUCAGAAACUGUUAGUCUAUAUCCAGGAUGGGGAACUUGUAGCCCUCCAAAUGCUGGACUCCCAACUCCCAUCAUCACUGGACAUGAUUUUCAGGACUGAUGAGAGUUGGAGUCCCAAUAUCUGGAAAACCACAAUUUCCUCAUAUAGAAUUUACAGUGUUAUGAGUUUGCGGGUGCCAGACACCCUAAAUUCCUGGGUCGAGUAGGUGUUAGAAUUUAAUCAAGGCUUGGAGUGUUAAAGCAGGGUGCUAGACAUGAGUGUAUUAACUCUACCAGGGACCAUGAACUUGCUUCAUUUAUUUAUUUAUUAUUUACACCAUUAAAUUACAUGGCACAUUUAAUCAAUGGAAUUAAAGAAUUCACAAUUAAAUCAACAGUAGUUAAUUUCAUUUUAGCAGUAAUUUUUAGACAAAUAAUGCAGCUGUUGCAGGAAAGAUUUUUUUCAUGGGGGGGGCAUCAAUACAGCUCCUUGCCAAGGCCGCAAGGGACCCUAAGCACACCUCUGAAUGCAAAUCUAGGAGAGAAGGGAAUUGGGGGAUGGGGGAGAGAAAAGAAAUUCAGAAUGAGUGGAAGGAAAGACAGUAACCCCCUGAAUUAUUUUUAAAAGCAACCAGAUUCUACAAUGCAUGUAAAUAAUACCUUUUUGCAUAGUUUAUUCCAGUAAUAUGCUGAAUAGAUCAGUCGGUAGAGCAUGAGAUUCUUAAUCUCAGGGGUUGUGGGUUCAAGUACCACAUUAGGCAAAAAAUAUUCCUGCAUUACAGGGGGUUGGACUAGAUGACCCAUGUAGUCUCUUCCAAUUCUACAAUUCUAUGAUUGUAUGAAAAGGAUUUAUCUCUGAAUGUGGUGAGUGAGGGUUUUUUUGUGUGAGGGGUGCUGUUUUAAAUUGAAUGCACACUGAAGCAUCAAUGUUGUUGUUGUUUAGUCGUUUAGUCGUGUCCGACUCUUUGUGACCCCAUGGACCAGAGCACACCAGACACUCCUGUCUUCCACUGCCUCCCGCAGUUUGGUCAGACUCAUGUUGGUAGCUUCGAGAACAUUGUCCAACCAUCUCGUCCUCUGUCAUCCCCUUCUCCUUGUGCCCUCCAUCUUUCCUAGCAUCAGGGUCUUUUCCAGGGAGUCUUCUCUUCUCAUGAGGUGGCCAAAGUAUUGGAGCCUCAGCUUCACGAUCUGUCCUUCCAGUGAGCACUCAGGGUUGAUUUCCUUAAGAAUGGAUAUGUUUGGUCUUCUUGCUGUCCAUGGGACUCUCAAGAGUCUCCUCCAGCGCCAUAAUUCAAAAGCAUCAAUUCUUCGGCGAUCAGCCUUCUUUAUGGUCCAGCUCUCACUUCCAUACAUCACUACUGGGGAAACCAUGGCUUUAACUAUACGGACCUUUGUUGGUAAGGUGAUGUCUCUACUUUUUAAGAUGUUGUCUAGAUUUGCCAUCGCCUUUCUCCCAAGGAGCAGGCGUCUUUUAAUUUCGUGACUGCUGUCACCAUCUGCAGUGAUCGAAGCAUCAAUAGAUUUAAUAAAUUACCCAGAAUACUUGCAUGUAACCCACGAAUAGUAAUCAGAUUAGAGUCUUCUCUUAGUUUAAGGAAUCCUGCAGAUGACAAUUUUGUUCAGCAUUCAUGCUGCUUUGCUUGCGUAAAGCUUACAUAGUGGUUAGACUGUGUUCCGUGUUUUUUGAGCAUUCAUCCUGAUUUGCUUGUGGGGUGUUUGUAUGUCUUCUUAUUAAUCAUUAGUUCAUCCUACAGUUUUCAAUGCAUUUCCCUGUCACUUUCCAAAGUGCAGAAAGUCUUUUUUUUUUUAAAGUGGAUUUGUUUCAAUAGAGCAAUCGAGCACUUUAAUUGUGAAAACCCUAGAAUUUUCAACUGGAGAAAUAAAAAUUGAAAACCACCCUAGUAAUGUGGUGGCGGAGAAAGAUGAGGAGGCAUUCCAGUUAAUCCUCCCUAAAGCAUUCCAGAGAUUGCAACCAUAUGUUGCUGCUCAAAAAGUGUCAACCUUAUCCACGUUUUAAAAAUUCCCACCCACUCUUUAGCUGCCAAACAGCAUAGCUAAUUCUACCAACUGCAAAUCUUAAAUCUGUAUAAUUAACCUAGAACUUCAAAGCUACGCAGGAACAACUGCAUAGUUGGGAACCAUCUUCCAAUGUUAUCUAGCCCAUCCCACUGUCAGCAGGAUUUCUUGGGGAAUAUAUCCACACCCCCAAUAGGCUUUCCUGCAUACACUCCUUCCAUUGAGUUCAAUGGAGUUAACAGUAAAGCUCAGCUCCAGUCUGUAUGAUAGGCAGUCUGUAAGAGGCAGCUUGAUUAGCUGGGCUAUGUAUAAAAUCAGCUGUGGACCUGAAUGGGGCAAGUCACCACCUCUCAGCCUAACCAACUUUACAGGGUUGCUAUGUGGAUAAAAGAUGGGGGGGAGAGACUUGUAUGCUGCCUUGAGUUCACUGGAGGAAGGAUCCUGUUUCCUGUCCAUACAUGAUCAAAACAGAACAGAUCAUCCUACAGACUAUGCUUGACUACAGUGGCUUCAGACUGGGUAUCUCUCUAGCUAAGGCUGCUCACAGAUCUGGUCUGGCCUGGACAGUUUCCUUUGAUGUAUGAGAUUACAAAUUCAGUCUUAGGAUCUCUAAUUAAAGGGGAUCAUGUAAGAAGAGGUAGGAAAACCUGCCACCAUAAUAAGCCAGAAUAGACCAUACUGACUAGAUGGGCCAGUAGCCUGGUUCUGUAUAGCUUUGAUCAUACUGGUUGUAAAACAGGGCAAAGCCUCUUUUUAAAAAUAUCAAGUUGGUGCACUGGUUGGCCCUGUUUUUUAGGAGCUUCAGAAAUAAAAGUUUUCAUCUGCUGCAAUCGACCCUGUAAUAAUUCUUCACCAGCAAUCUUUUUCGGAACACACUAAUCAGAAAUAGUGCCCACUUGAAAUUGGCAAGGUGUCUUCUAAAUUAUUGAUGCAAUAGACCAAGACACCCUCUUGUGCAAGUUCUGCCAAAACAAAUGGGAGAAAGAGCUGGAGCUGACCCCAGAUUGCAGUCAGGUUGUUAAUGAAUGUACUGAAAAUCCAUCUGCUUUUGGUCCUCAAGAAUAGGUUGCAGAGGAGUGGAAAAACUGAAACGUUUGUUAGCAUUCAUAUAUCUCUCCAACCACUCUUUGGGAUUUUCCUGCAGCAAUACUCCUUCAUCAUCAUCAUCAUCAUCAUACUUAAUGUGUAUAUAACACUUGAGAGGUCAUUAUCUCAGUAAUUAUGCAGCUAUAGAAAGCAUCUGAGCCCUGUAUAAUCUAUACUGAAGAUAUUUGGGGCUCAAUGUCGGGGAGCUGUUAACGCUGCCAAUUUAAAGAAGAGCAAAAUUGCUACUCCAAACGGUAUUCAGUACAAAUUUGUGCGUGGAUGAGGAAUUGAGGUGUGAUUGUUUGUUCAACGUCUUGGGAAGAUAGGAAGAGCAUAGUAGCCAGCUAAGGUAUUGGAAGAAGGAGAAUAAAUCGUGAGACAAUUUCCUUGUGCUAGGCAGAGAUUCUUGAGCAGCUAGCUAGUUGAAGCUCCUAAAUGCCUUCAUGUCUACACUGUACUGCGUCUUAGAUUUGAAUAGCUCCUGAGGUUCCCCCAAGGAUUAAAAAUAAUAAAUGGGGCGGAGAGAGCUUGGAAUAGCAGACAUUUGUGGCAUGUUACAAUCGGGGGGUUUUUUUGUUGGGUUUGGAGUUUUUUUUGGAAUAGAGACAGGUUUGGAAAUGCAAGAUCUAACCAUCACAUUAUUAGAAAGAGGAGAGGUUGCUGCUAUGAAGCGUAAUGCAGCAGUCGGUGUGUGUAUUAGGCUAUUUUGCAUAUUGCCUUUUGGGGACAGGAGCUGUUGUAGACUUCACAAAGGUUUGCAAAUAGCUUUGGAACAGGAGUGCUAUAGCAACAUCCUGGCUUUUUGUCCAUAAUAUUUUCCUGCCCGUUCCAUAACAGAUGUCGCCUUGCCGUUGUCGGGAACGUGGGACAUUAGGACCCAGAGGCUGCUGAACAGGAGAGGCAGAAUUGCUUCUCUCUUUUGUCAUCUUCCCUUGCCUCUGCAGCCUUCCUCUCCUGAUCUCCUUCAAUGGUGACUGACCAUCUCUUACACAGCCAGGGAGCCAAACCACGGUAGGACCAGACCCGAUGGCCUCUCCCAGGACUAUAACAAUUGUAGCCCUCUCGGUAGCCUUGGGGCUCUUCUUCGUCUUUAUGGGGACCAUCAAACUGACCCCCAGGCUCAGCAGAGAUGCCUACAAUGAGAUGGUGAGUAGUACAUCUGGGGUGGGAGACAUCUUACUGCCAGUACUGGCUGGCAUUCAUCCUCUUGCAGCCGCUGCUGUCUGUUUCUAUUUGCAAGUAGUAUCAGCCAUGUAAAAAGAAGGCAGCUGUUGCUGUGAAUGUGCCAAGGGUGGGAGAAGAGAAACAAAUGGGUACCACAGAAUGACAUCCUCAUCCUUAUUUGGCUGGGAAUAGAGAUCAAGAAGCCUGAACCUCCCUUUGCGGCUGCUGAAAUUAUAUUUCUUGUUAGCUGGUGGUUUGGCUCCUGUGGCAUUCAUUUCUAAGGCUGCCCUCCACCCCCACAGCAAAAGCACCUAUAAAUUGAGAAGGGCUGCUGGAACAGGGGUGAACAGGAUGGGGGAGAGCUCUGCAAAAAGAUAAAUGUGUCUGAUCUGAGAAGACUCGAUCACAACAUGGGUGCAUUUUUCCCAUCAAGUGAAGUGGCGUGGAGGGUGGCAGUCCCAAGUGUUUUUUUAGGAUUGUGAGCAAGGUAACAUAGGGCACUGGAUCCCUGUUCCCUCUCCUCAAAAUGAUCUAAAGUGGAUCACCUUCCCAGGCGAAGGACAGAACCAGCCCAACAGAACAAGGCAGCUCAUGUCAGGGCAUGAAUUCUGAGUACCGUUUAAAGGCCACAAACUGUAAAAUUAUUUAGCAUAUUGCCAUUCUGUGGGGUAUUGUGGAUAUUUUGCUGAAAGUACCAAAAUGUAUUGGGUCAACUCUGUCAAAGGGUAAUAUGAUUUUGUCCGCUGCCUGCCCUCUAAUUUCUUUUCCAAGAGAAGGUUCUGGAAAAUGACAAAUGUGGGUCCUUCAUAAACCUGGGAUUUCUGGCUGAGAUGCUGCCAGUCUUCCAGUUAGUCAACAUGCUUCCAUUUCCUCCUGUUUCUUGCCUAUAAUUCAUCCACCGGCGAGCCCCACCUAUGUUGCGAUGCAGGCAACCAAAGUGUGACUGCCCAUCAUUUAGUCUUCCUGCUGCUACCACCUCAGCUAUGUUUUGCCCAUCUAUCCUAAAUACAUUAUUUCUUUAUGAAAAUGGCUAGAGUUUCUUGGAAGUCCCAAGAAACAACUAUGAAACUUUCUGACGUGUUCUAAUUUUUCCUUGCCUUGCUACACAAUCUGGAAUAUCAGGGGGGAUCUAGAUCUCAUCCACUCUGCUUGUGCCAAGCUGCCUCCUUGAAGGACUGGCAAAAUACUCUGGAACCCUCAAGUAAAGGGCAGCCAUAGGAAUGUUCAGUUAUGUCAGGCUGGCUGUAAAGCACAAAUCUCACCAGCACUGUACUUCAUUUCUUACCCUUUCUACCCUUAGCCUCUUAUUAAUGAGAUUUCAGUAUCAUUAGCAUCAGUGACCUCAUCAACACAGUCUUUGGUUUAAUGAGGCUUUUUGUGAUGGCCCUUUAAACAAAUGCACAAACAAACAACCCUUUUCAUCAGUUAUGUUACCGUCUAGAAUUAUUGUUAGACAACUUUGGUUUUAACAAUAUCUCAGAAGAGCCAGCUGCAGAUUUCAUCUCCCUGCUUUCCUAUUCUUCUGCAUCUGCCUGCUUUGCAUCUUAUUUUGAAAAUCAUGCAACAUAUGUCUUAGUUUGCUUUUUCCUUUUACUAAUAAUCCUAAUCUCAUUAAUAAUAAUAAUAUCAAUAUUAAUAGAAAUAAUAAUAAUAAUAUCAAUAUUAAUAGAAAUAAUUCCCAUUAUUUUCCGGCUGCCCAUUAUUUUCCUUAUAAGCAAGAUACAGUGGUACCUCGGGUUACAUACACUUCAGGUUACACACUCCUCUAACCCAGAAAUAGUGCUUCAGGUUAAGAACUUUGCUUCAGGAUAAGAUCAGAAAUCGUGCAGUGGCGGCGCGGCAGCAGCAGGAAGCCCCAUAAGCUAAAGUGGUGCUUCAGGAUAAGAACAGUUUCAGGUUAAAAACGGACCUCUGGAACAAAUUAAGUACUUAACCCGAGGUACCACUGUACCCAACUAACAGAUGCUUGGAAUUUGCAACAUGGUCUGCUUUUCAGUUUGAACUUGUAACUUUCAGAUAAGAAAGGUGGCAGAGAGCAGUAUUAGAACCUUAAACCAAGGUUGCAGUCGCUAAAACAGGUUGCAGUUGCGAGUUGCCAUGUUUGAGCAAAACGGUUCUGAAAUCUUAUUUUUCAAAUGAUGGACUGACUGUGAUUGAUUCUCAGGAAAACAACUGGCUAGUUCAGAUGACAACCUUGAGCUAGUUUAAGAACUUUGAGAACUUAAAGAAAAAAGUCAUUUGAACCAGGGAUAGUCCAUGUAUAUAUUCGAACCUUUUUUUCUUAAUGGUGAUUGCUCCUGCUCUGGCUGCACAGAAAAAGCAAGUUGGUUCCAGAAAUUCAUUCUGAUUGUGCAGAAAAAAAUGUAAAACAGUCCAGAUACAAUGAUCCUCAGAUGGUGAAGGUGUCAGGUGCCAUCCUGGCACCCAGGUAUCUUCACUUAUUCACAAGUGGUCGAAAGCCAGGUGCAAAAUGCUCCUUGCACCUGGCUAAUUUCGAACAUUGGCAGAGAGUGCAGAUUGCUCUGACUGUUACUCUUACUAUGACCCUUAACUCUCUUUUCAGAUAACUUCUUCCUUCUGAUUACUCCUAUGAUGUGUGUGUUACAUUUGGGGAGCUUUCUCCAAGUGAGAAAGUCAAAGGUUCCCCCAAAUGAGUGGUAUGCAUUAUUUCAUAACUAAUGAAGAACUGAACAGAAUCAGUGCCAUUUUCUUCUUAAAUGAAUGCCAAGAGUAAUAGACAGAGCUGAUUUCGUUCAUUCAUUCAUUCAUUCAUUCAUGGCAUUCAUUUCCCCAUAUCUUUAGAUAAAAAGGCCCCUAGGGUGGCUUACUUACAAUUAAUUAAAACCUAUGCACCCUUGUAGGGACGUGCGUGGCACUGUGGGUUAAACCACAGAGCCUAGGGCUUGCUGAUCAGAAGGUCGGCGGUUCGAAUCCCCGCGACGGGGUGAGCUCCCGUUGUUCAGUACCUGCUCCUGCCAACCUAGCAGUUCGAAAGCAUGUCAAAGUGCAAGUAGAUAAAUAGGUACCACUUCGGUGGGAAGGUAAAUGGCGUUUCUGUGCGCUGCUCUGGUUCGCCAGAAGAGGCUUAGUCAUGCUGGCCACAUGACCUGGAAGUUGUACGCCGGCUCCCUCUGCCAAUAAAGCGAGAUGAGCGCCACAACUCCAGAGUCAGCCAUGACUGGACCUAAUGGUCAGGGGUCCAUUUACCUUUUUAUGCACCCUUGUGUUUGUCCCGUGUUUGUUGCAGAAUCGGAUCAAGCAUCCAUCAGCGGAAUGAAGUUUUUCCAAUUCAGCAGUAAAUAGUGGGUUAUUCCUGAGGAAAGUGGCAGGCCCAAAAAACCCAACCCACCUCUCGGAACCAAAGUCACUUCAAAAUUCAGGACAAACAGAAGCAUGGAUGGGCCCUAAAACAAGAGAAACUCUGCCCACAGGUUUACAAUAUAAACAAACACAGCACGCAAGAGAAAAGGGACAUGGAGGGAAGAUGAGAUGGGGAAUCAAAUUCAGGCAUCAGUUCUUGAACACUUGUUCUUAUAACUAGUAGCUGGCCCAGUUCAGGGGUUGGAGGUGCCUGAUGGAGCUUGUCUGUCACAGUAGAGCUCUUGGAGUGAGCUCUGCUUCUCACCUCUCCCAUUGAGUAGGCUGAUGGAAUGGUUGCUCCCAGGUGACAGUUGAAUGAAAGGAGGCCUAAUGGUGCUAUUUUUUGUGACUUCAUCCCUGCGCCUCACCUUUUUUUGGUACAACAAAUGCCUUCAGGUAGCUGCCAAUCUAUUUCCCCAGAUUCUGCAGAUAUUCUUGUUGGUUCAAGGAAAAAAAUAUAGGCCUUAAGAAUAAUUUCUGGAUGCCCAGAUCCAAGUUUGAGGUAAAUCCAAGUUUGAUGAGAGAACCCCCAACAGAAAUUUAAAAUCACAAAACAUGCUGCAAAGUAAAGUGUGGAAAUAUAGGCUGUUAGACCUUUAAAAUAUCCCCUUACGAGUUCCUUCCAAAGUUUCUCUCUUCCCCCAGCAUAGAAAAAGACCACACAUUUGGAAAGUUAAAAAUAGUAUACUUACAAGCUCUCCAAAGGUCAGGUUUAUGUGCUUUUCCAUACAGCAUUUACAAAAAGUUGUGCAGGCAGUAAAACUUGGCUUAGUUAUGGUAGUGAAAGUUCCUAAAUUAUUUGUAUCAGAACUCAAGAAUGGCUUGUGAGAGCCAUGUAGUCUGAAUUUGGAGCAACCAGCUCAGACCUCUACACAUGGUGAGCUUCACAGGUAGAUUGGAGGGUGAACGAUAGGCUUGAUUGCCCAUUUCCUCCCAAGGUAAGGGAAGUUCACCUAGCUAAGCCUGACAGGACAGCUUACUCUAUGGUCUUAACCCCUUCAUGCAUUAAUUAGACUUAAGUAUGUUGGUUAUAUGGGACGCAGGUGGCGCUGUGGGUUAAACCACAGAGCCUAGGACUUGUCAAUCAGAAGGUCGGCAGUUCGAACCCCCGAGACAGGGUGAGCUCCCGUUGCUUGGUCCCUGCUCCUGCCAACCUAGCAGUUCGAAAGCACGUCAAAGUGCAAGUAGAUAAAUAGGUACCGCUCUGGCGGGAAGGUAAACGGCCUUUCUGUACGCUGCUCUGGUUCGCCAGAAGAGGCUUAGUCAUGCUGGCCACAUAACGCGGAAGCUGUACGCCGGCUCCCUUGGCCAAUAAAGCGAGAUGAGCGCCACAACCCCAGAGUCGGUCAUGACUGGACCUAAUGGUCAGGGGGUCACUUUACCUUUACCUAUCUUGGUUAUAUGAGGCUGGUUAUCCCACAAUUUCAUCAUACCAGGACAUUUGGAGAUGGGGUGGGGUGGGAAUGGCAGCCUUCAGUGCAGUCAACCAAUUUUGUGUGUGUGUUGACCAUCAAAAAAUCCAAGGCUUUCUGGGAAAAGAAUACGACAGCCUCCAAAAGGACAUCUGUUGUUGUUGUUGUUGUUCCCCGUUCAUGGGGAAAUGACGUUGCAGGCUGGGAGCAAGUCCUACCCACACGCAUGGGGAGAGAUAGCCCCUGUGCCAUUGGGGGGUCCUCGGCCGUGUCAUCCCUGGCUGAGCAAUCCAGACGGUCCGGGGCAUGGCGUGGGCUAUUUAAACUGCCCGUGACCGAGGACUCGCCCCCUUUUCUUCCUGCUCGCUCAGUUCUCUUGCCCUCCCUCACUAAGGUUAGGCUCAUUAUCUCUUGACCUUGCUAUGGACCUCGGUUGGUCACCUGUCAAAGGGGCCUGGUAGGAAUUUUUUUCCACUUGGAAAACUGGCACCGGCCAUUUGGUUUUUUGCCUACCUUGUAGCAAAUCGUCACAACUUUGUAAGGUUUGGUGGUUAGGCAUUGGAGUGUUUGGUUGAAGGAGAGGGAAAGUAGUGGGCAUCACCUAAUACCCCUUCUAAUUCAAGGGUAUUCCGUUAAAGGAAUCCGAGGGGCGUGGUCUCUGUCCGAAGCCCCAGACAGGGAGCUAGGGUCAUGGCAUGACCCCUAGUGGCGAUCCUGGGGGAGUUCCUAGUUGAUGUGCAUCAGCAGGGCUCCCCCUACUGGUGGUUCACCCUUCCAAGACUUCCUGUGGAUGCACAGGAGUCAGAUAUAGUCGUGUGGUUUCCAAUGCCUAAGCCAAUACCACUCGCAUUCUGUAACUAAUAAUGUUGUGGCCUUUUUCACCUUUUAACCCAAAAUACUGUUUCAUGUGUCUUUAUUUCAACAAGGUACUCUUACCUGUACUUACCAACUUGAAAGCAUUUGGCCAUCUCCCCCCCAAGGUGAUUGUGUGUAUGUGUGAGAGAGCGAACUUAGACAGAUUCUACCAGGUGUGGAUGUGGAGUCCACUACAGGGUAAGGUGUUAAGCUUCUAAUCUCCUUCCUCUGUUUUCGGACCUGGAUGGUGGAUAGUGGAUGGGGGAUGGUGGACCCACACAUGGUAAAUGUUGUUGAAUAAUUUCAGUUGUGUAUGUGCUGUAGGGUUUGUGUGUCUGCAUCUUGUUUGACCUAGUGUUAUAAGUAAUAAAACUGCUCCUUUCCCCUUAUGGGUUACACAAGAGCCUAUAUAGAGUCCUAUUGUAGGUUCUGUAUCGGUAGGAGAAAAUAACAGAGACCAACCAGAGAAUAUUGAGAAGCAAAGCAGCUAGUAAGCCUGAUCUUUAUUAAUGGCUGCAACAGGGUUCUCCCCCACACGCAAGAAAGAGGAGGAGGACCCAGAACAAAGGUAUGCCCGCCCUUAUAUAGACAUUUUAAAUUGCCCACCCUAGAGUCCAAGACUACCCCCCAGAAACAUCAUACAUUCAUCACAGAAGGGGUGUAGCCCAAGACAACCCCCCAGAUACAUCAUACAUAGGUAAAGGUAAAGAGACCCCUGACUGUUAGGUCCAGUCGUGGCCGACUCUGAGGUUGCGGCGCUCAUCUCGCUUUACUGGCUGAGGGAGCCAGCGUACAGCUUCCGGGUCAUGUGGCCAGCAUGACUAAGCUGCUUCUGGCGAACCAGAGCAGCACACAGAAACGCCAUUUACCUUCCCGCCAGAGCUGUACCUAUUUAUCUACUUGCACUUUGACGUGCUUUCGAACUGCUAGGUUGGCAGGAGCAGGGGCCGAGCAACGGGAGCUCAGCCCGUCACAUCACACCUACGUCACAGAAAAGGCGGUCUACAACAGAAAUCUGAGUGUGUUGUUUAUCUCCUGUCUGGCAAGUUAUCUGAUUGCAUUAUCUGGAUUUUGACCACUCCUUUGUUAUUAUAACUACUUAAUUCCUGAAUCUAGGUCACAGGCCCACACCCUGUUCAUAUCUUGAAUGUGCCCUUAAGACAGGAUUUGUGAGGAAAGAGACAAUGGGGAGGUUUCCCACUUUGACCUUGCAGAGAAAUAGUUGAGGUCAAUUUGUUCAGGACCUUUUCUAUGGGGUUUCAGACAUGUGGUUUAUAUAUACAGUUAUGAACAUUUAUUUUUUAUAUAUAUGACCUUAAAAUUCUUAUAACACUAGCAAUGUGAAAUGAGGAUGUUAGUGAUUCUGAGCAUGUGUAGAAUGAACAACAAUCUGUAGGGCAGCCAGUUUCCUUUUUCCUGAAAUGGGGAUAAGGCUUCGCGAUCAAAAGGUUAUUUUCCUGGUCAGUUUAGGAACUGGUACCUCUUUUUUGUUGUUGUUGGGGACAAAAUUAAUCAAGAAGAGAAACACAAUAUUGCAAACUAAGGACAGAAAAAAAAUCUAUUGUUUUGGGAAUAUGGGAGUUAAUCUGGUUAAAUCAGCAAAAUAAAUCUUAGGCUGCAAUACUAGUUCCACGCACAUGAGAGCAAGCCCUACUGAACUCCACUGGACUUACUUAUGAAUAGACGUGUUUAGGUUUGUACUGUUAGUUGCUUAAUUGUAGGAACUUCAAUUAUUUUAAAUCGGGGAAUUUCUUUAUUUAAAUCUGCAUAUGUUGGUAUCUGACAAAAAUAAUUUUUCUAAAAGGAAAUUGAGGUCCUCUAGAUGUUGCUAGGCUACAACUCUUAGCCUUAACAAUAACAGUCAGGGAUCAAAGAUGAUACGAGUUGCAGUCCAGCAACUUUUGGAGGGCCAUAGGUUCCCCGUUCGUGUUAUUUGUUGUUAGCCACUCUGAAUACAUUAGUAAAAAAGCAGAAUGGCAAUAAUAAUAAUAAUAAUAAUAAUAAUAAUAAUGCACUUUGUAUUUAUAUGCCGCCUCCCUAAAUAUUCAAAACACUUCUCUAGCUCUGAAAUCUACCUUUAUAUUCCUAGUGGUUAAGUGAAUGGGGAUUCAGUACUAUGGGACUAAAUUUUGAAAAUAUGGAUUGUAGACCCUACAGAUGGGCAGUUUUCAGGUUUCAAAAGUGGGUUGUGUGCUGUAGGUGGGGUUGCAAUCCCUCUGCAGAGGAAGGUGUUUGGGGGCACUCCAUUCAUCUCCAUCACUAUUGGCUCAGGUGAACUCAGUGGCUUGAAGUUUCCACUACCAACUUUGACAAUUCCUGAACAGGGAUAGUCUUGCCACAAUGGACUAUAUGUUGGUAACCUCAUCAUUAGACUACUGUAAUGUGCUAUAGGAGGGGCUGCCCUUGUACUUGGUUCAGAAGCUCCAGUUAGUGCAAAAUGUAGCUGCUAGAAUGCUUAGUGGGACACUUAGCUAUGCAAAUAUUAUUUUAUCAGCACUGUGAGAUCAGUGGUGCUUCCCUGUUUUGUGGAACAUUCUCCCCAGGAGGACAUGCUUGGUUCCACCACUAUCAGUUUUUAUUCAUCCAGCUUUUGAACCCUAUUUUGGAAGGUGAUGUAUGUUUGCAGCCUCUUCUUCUGCUCAUCUUUUUAGUGAGUUGGGCUAGAUCAGCCCUGAUUUACAUGUUACUGGUGGGCAUGUAAGGGUGUUUUUACACUUGCUUGUAUACAUGUUUACAAUGUGAGUUUCUGUAAGUCACUUUGAGUCACUUUUGUGAAAAAACAUGCAGAAGGAGGAGAAACAGCCACAGCUAUUGAGCCAAGUUCAAUAUUUGUUGUUGACUUUUGAAGUCUUCGAGAACUUGGGCCCACACUACCUAGCUGGCUACUUCUUCUGUUACAGAACAAGCUUAUAUUUCAUAUAUUCCAAGGAGACCUUGCAGGUCACUUUACAAAUGGUGGAUUGUCACUUGGCAACAGUGUAGAAAUGGGCUUUCUCAGUGAUAGUACCUAACCUCUGGAAUGCCCUCCUUCAGGCUGGAGGCAGCAAAAACUUUUAAAUUCCUCAUAAAAACUUACAUGCUUACUUCAGCUUUCUUGAGCUCUGAUUCUUACUUUGUAAUUUGUUUCCCCCCCCCCCAUGCAUAUAUUUGUGACAUAUGGUUUUUAGGAAAUGUUAUUCUAUUUUUAUUGUUUUUACAUAACCUGCUUACAUAUUUUCAGUGUAUUAAUCAGUACAACAUUUUAUAGUCAAUUAUUAAUAGCCAGGGGAGAAAGACUCUGCCUCAGUGCAUGACACAGGUGACUGAGAGCUCUUCAACACUAUGAUGGAAGAAACUGAAUAUAAUAUGGAAAAUCCCAUCUCUGCCUGUGCUAACAGCUUCUUUUUAUCUGACGAGUGGCUUUGCUUUAUUAUGGGCAAGACUGAUCUUCCUCUCACAGCUUUAAUCAAGUAGAAGCUGUACUCCACUUAGAGCCUGUAUAUUCAGAUGGGGGGGGAGAGAAUCUGUAUGUCAGAUCCCAAUCAGUACUGAAUCCCAUGUUGUUGCUGCUUUUAUUUCAGAAACGAGCCUACAAGAGCUAUAUCCGUGCAUUGCCCAUGCUUAAGAAGAUGGGGGUCAGCUCCAUCAUUCUCCGCAAGAGCAUUGGAGCCUUAGAGGUGGCCUGUGGUAUUGUCAUGACACUCGUCCCUGGACGCCCCAAGGACGUGGCUAACUUUCUGCUGCUGCUGCUUGUUCUGGCUGUGCUUUUCUUCCACCAGCUGGUGGGUGACCCACUCAAGCGCUAUGCCCAUGCCCUGGUCUUUGGGAUCCUGCUUACCUGCCGCUUGCUGAUCGCCCGUCAGCCUGAGGAGCAGUUGCCAGAGAAGAAGACCCUUUCGGUGAAUGGAGAGGAGCAGCCACCUCUUGCGGAGGCAGCCCCAGAAAAGGGAAAAAUCAAGGUGUCCUAGUGGGAAGCCUAUGAGGGACACACGGGGACCUUCCAAGCAGCUCUCUCCAAAACCUGAAAAGAUUUGCAUUUCUUUUUCUUUUUGUGGUUUUUGUAAAGGGUUACCUUUUGGAGCAUGGGGAAAACCUUAAUCUGCCGGCUCCACAACAGCUUGGCUUGUGCACUCCAAACCUCUAGAGCUGCUCUCUCCUGUGUCCCACACACAUGUAGACAUGACUUAAUUUAAUGGUUCUAGAGGGGAAUAAAUGUACCAUGUGGUGUGUGUGUGCGUGUGUGUGAGAGAGACUGAACUGCUUAACUUGAACUGCCUCUGCAUCCGUCUGUAUUCUUCAGAGGCAAAAGGCAUGGGAAGUUCCAACCCUGUGCUUGCUCACCUUCCCAGUACUUUGCCCCUGUUUGCCUAGCAUCUAGCACUGGAGUGACAAACUUUUUUUUUCCUGCUUCAAAUGAGCCAAGUGGUGCAUCCCACCCACCUAUCUCAGCAGAGAAUGCUGUAUACCCAAGAAUAAACCCAGCAGUCAUUCCCCAAACCCUUUCUACUCCCAAUUCUCACUGUCUGCUGCUGUCAAAAGAUCAGGGACUGCUCACUGUCUGCCUACACAUAAAACUGCUUUUUCAGCCAUCCAUUCACUCUAACUUUAAAUAAGUGACAGGUUACUGUGGGUGGGUGAAGGCUUGAUGCUAAGAACAGGAUUCAUUUUCCAUCCAACAUGGGAAUCUACUGAUGAGCCAAGACAUAGUCAGGUCCCUGUUAAGAAGCUGCUUCAAUUGUUUUAGUGUUGAGCUUGGAGGGCAAAUAAACAGAAAGGUUAAACUGUCCUGGGAAAUACGGUUUUUAAAUGGUAUGUUGCCUUUUUUGGUAUUGUCUGGUUUGCAUUCUCCACCUCCUCCUCCCUUUCUUUGCCCUCCCCAUUAAUUUAUAAAAAUAAACUUUUUGAAAUUUGAAGGAAAA